GAGCGUUGGAAAUUUGUAAUUCGAACGAUUCGCGGCUGUUACAGCGUCAAACCGUGAAAUACCGUACGAAGAGAUUACGUUUUUUGAUCGAUCGAUCGUGGGUGGCUAAGCGAUCAAGCGCUUUCGAUAGUUUCGAUAGUUUCGAUUCUCGCGAAAGUUCAGUGAAUCCGUCGUGCGUGCAUCGCACGAUCUUUCUUCGCCGGCGAAGAAAAAAGUGGGAGAGAGAGAUAUCCCGAGAGUACCCCGAGACGAAGUCUUCGCGCACGAGUACUCGUCGGCGGCAUUGGUUGAAUUUACGAUUCUGGCCGGAGUAUCACGGUCAUUUUUAUUUCGCGGUCACGAGUCAACGGCCUUAUCACGCGUCACGUUCCGAACGCCAUCGGGUCACGUUCGAGCGCGUGAAUCUUAAUUUUGGAGGUUUCCACGCGAUACGAAGGCACGUAUACGUCGCCAUCAUCCUGACAAAAUUAAGGGGUGUUAUCUGCCCCGGUGAUAUCCUCGAGCGACUUGAGACCUGAAUGCGAGAGGAAGCGGCGGAGUAGAUAAAUCUCGGGAGCGACAAGAGACUUCCCGAGAAAACGAUCGCGAGAGACGGUCCGCCGACCGUCGAACUGCGUGGGAAUCGGUAGAGCGCAUAAUUUCUCUCGCACAACGAAGUGAGGGUGAGGAAGCGAGAGGAACCGUGGCAAGAAACCUGAUUCGAACUUGAAGACGUCGCAAUUAUUACGAUAUCAUUAUCGUUAAAUAAUCAGCGGCGCGAAGAGGGAAGUGAUGGAAACUGGAGCGGCGGUUUGCGGAACGUGAUUCGAACUUGAGGACAUCGUGAUUACAAUACGAUAUUAUUGUCGUUGAAUAACAAACGGCGGAAGGAAGAGAGGAGGGAAGCGGUUGGAGCGAUUUCUCGUGAAAAAGAAGAAACGAGACGUGAAUCGUGACCGGCGCCACGCACGGCAGUGUACAGGGAGAGAGGGAGGGAGGGGGAGGGAGAGAGAGAGAGAGAGAGAGAGAGAGGUAGAGAGAGAAAGAGAGUGAACGCACGCGGGAAGGUGGGAGGCAGGAGAAAGAGGGCGCCAGCACGAAUAUCGCGCGUGCGGUCGCGAGACUGAACUCGGAUUGACUCGGAGCGACAGAGCGUCGUGUGGGCGCGAAUGUUUCCUCCGUGCGUCGCCGACUUGCCGCGCGCGAGUUGUGCCUGUCAGUGAGCCCGUGGACGCGAAACUAACCUAAUCUCGCGCCGCAUCUCGCGCAUUCGUGGCGUUUGCUGCGUGGCGUGUCCGUGUCGUGCCGCGUGUGCGUGCAUGCGUACUCUCAGCACGGUUUUCUUCCGCGUUUACGCGUCAUUGACGUCACGGCUUGAUUCAAUCCGCGCCGAUUUAGCUAAGGCUAAGCGAUCGGGAGUUCCUCCGGAGCGGAGCUCGCGGAAGAGGGAGAGAACAGCGGAGAAUCCGCCCGCAUCUCUCACGAGAUAUAUACCGUCACGUGACAGGAGCGCGUGAGCCGACGUGACUCUCGCGGACCCGGAGAGGAUUCUCGCGGGGCGACGAUAACGCGCCGGCGGUGGGCGAGGAGCGAAGAGGAGAGGAAAGCGCUAUUAGGGCGGAAACGAUCGUUGCGGAGAUUCCGGAGAGGCGAGCGGUACCACCGCCGUUCUAUGCGGCAAGAUGAUGGAGACGCAGAAUUAUUGGGAGGACACCUCCGCGCACUCGAUGCAGGUGAAAUACGAGAGUCUGGAUGGUAGAUCCUGCAAGGACGAGAUAUACAGAAUGGGUAUAGGAGCUGGAUAUUGCGAGGGCAACCUGAACUUCGCGACGGCCUCAGAGGAUGACGAGAUCUACACCAAGAAGAAGGUCUCUAGGCAAGAUCCAAUGUCACACAGGAUCAUCGAGAAACGCAGAAGAGAUCGUAUGAACAAUUGCCUAGCCGAUCUCAGCCGACUUAUACCUGCGGAAUACUUGAAGAAGGGUCGGGGCAGAGUCGAAAAGACAGAAAUCAUCGAGAUGGCGAUCCGCCACAUGAAGCAUCUUCAAGGCCUCCGACAAGAUACCAAGCACUCAUCCGUGACGCCAGUGCACACACAUCCUGAGGACAGCGUGGACAGCGUGUCCCACUCGACCGCGGCCUCCACCGCGGCGGAGCAUUACAAGCUAGGAUUUCAGGAGUGUUUGAGCGAAACCAUGCAUUUCCUCAUCGAGGUCGAGGGUUUCUUUGCGAGGGAUACCCUCUUCGUACAGCUCAUCAAUCAUUUGCAGCAGCACUGCGACAAAAUCGUAGCCACCAGUGACCGAUUAGGCUUCCCACAUCCCGAGUUGCCAGUGAUGAAUGGAGCGAUGAACGGCGCCGGCUACUCGCACACGAGUAUUCCGACGAUAUGUCAGCCCAAUGGCGGCCACUCGGACCACGGCUCGAGCUCGGGUGUAAGCUCGUUUGGCGAUCCGGAGCGUCCGUUGCUGCGACCGACGAUUGUGCCACCGCCGACGAUUGUAAGUGACGACAGCAAUCACAGCACCCACUCGCAUAGUACGCCACCCGGAACUGGAAUCGUUCCCUGUCGAGACCGGCCGACCAAUUACAAAUUCAAGAGUUCGAUCAAGCAGAGGUUCUCGGCAGAGAGGGUGAAAUCGUGUUCAUCACCAGUAUCGAACGGUGCCGGGCUGGAUAAACCGCCGUCUUCGUCGUCUCACGGGGUGCCAAUCUUCGCUCUGCACGACGCCGGAUCCUUCUAUGUGCCACUGACAGUUGAGGCGUCCUUGAUCAGACCUCAUCUGAGUUUCAUUCCGGACACCGGACCCGAUACCGUUUUACAUCCGGUUACGAUAUCAGUUAACUUCAAUCACUCGUCGCCGCCAGCGUGGUCGCAACACCACAGUCCCAUUCAUCAACAUCAGACAUAAAAGAGAGACGAGAACAGUUAAAAUGAAUCAAUUAUCAUCCGAUCGCUUGUAUCCAUCACGAGCGAGAGAGAUGUACUUUGUUCCAUCAAUUCCGAUUACCAUCAGUAGACUGAUCUUCGAAUCAGUGCCCUAAUACAUGAGUAUAAGAAUCUUGCGAAUUCUUGAAUAAUAUUGUCAAGCAUUGCGAUGGAAUUGGGAGCGAUGGUGAAGCCGUCCACGUGACGCAUGCGAGAAUCAAGAACAGUUUGUGAUUCUCCUAUUUUAUUGAUCGCAAUACGCGGUGGACAACAUAUAG
This is a messenger RNA of Trachymyrmex septentrionalis, 3186 nucleotides long. It is a transcript of the gene cwo, whose product is annotated as hairy/enhancer-of-split related with YRPW motif protein 1. The transcript has 5 exons. Lineage: Eukaryota; Metazoa; Arthropoda; Insecta; Hymenoptera; Formicidae. The record is from RefSeq and is a predicted model, not a curated record. Bases 1662 to 2891 code for a protein of 409 amino acids. Gene Ontology annotation, cellular component: nucleus. Gene Ontology annotation, molecular function: RNA polymerase II cis-regulatory region sequence-specific DNA binding; DNA-binding transcription factor activity, RNA polymerase II-specific; protein dimerization activity. Gene Ontology annotation, biological process: regulation of circadian rhythm; anterior/posterior pattern specification; regulation of transcription by RNA polymerase II.